This is a messenger RNA of Phasianus colchicus (ring-necked pheasant), 597 nucleotides long. RefSeq lists its product as uncharacterized. NCBI's taxonomy places the organism in Eukaryota, Metazoa, Chordata, Aves, Galliformes, Phasianidae. The record is from RefSeq and is a predicted model, not a curated record.
AUGCAGUACCGUAAAGGCGAAGAUGACUUGGAUGCGUGCCACGAUGAUGCAACCUGCGGUUGCCACGACAGCCCCGUGAGCAUCCCAGAUCUGUCUCCAUGCCAUGACCGUAGCAGCCUCAGCCACGACAUCGAGGGGUCCUGCGAGAGCGUGCCAGAGGGCUGCCAACCAGUAGAGCCCUGCCCGCCCCGCGGCUGCUGCCCGGCACAGCACAGCUGGGAUUGUGGUAAACCCCGUCGUCGGGUGGAGGUGAGCCCUGUGCAGCCCGUUUGCCCACCAGUGAAAAUCCACCGCCGGCCACUGCAGCAGUACCGACCACCACUGCAGAGCGAGGAGCAGGGCUGCUGUAAGCCCCGCCGGAGAGUGGAGCAGUGUCCCUCUGAGGAACCCAUCAUACUUCAUCCCCGACCCUUGCAGCACCGCUGUCCCUGCAUCCCCUACUGCCGUCCACCUGUCCAGCACUGCCGUCCAUCUGUCCAGCACUACAGUCCUCCUGUCCAGCACUGCUGCCCCACCACUGUGCCCUUGCCCCAGCAUCCUGACCAGCACCAGUGCAAACAAGUGCAGAUCUUGCCACCCUUCCAGCAUAAGAAAUGA